This is a messenger RNA of Lotus japonicus, 883 nucleotides long. RefSeq names its product dirigent protein 19-like. Lineage: Eukaryota; Viridiplantae; Streptophyta; Magnoliopsida; Fabales; Fabaceae. The transcript has a single exon. Bases 80 to 661 code for a protein of 193 amino acids. The record is from RefSeq and is a predicted model, not a curated record.
UUCUACUUACUCUCUUCAUUCCAUUUUUGUUGUAGUUACAAGAUAUAACAAACUUUUCACUUUUCCUUAACCUCCAACCAUGGCUCUCAAAACCCUCAUAUUCUCCUUCCUCGUCCUCUCCUUCCACACCCUCACCACUGCCGCCACCGCCGACCAACCAAGUUUCUUCGUGCGUUCCAUAGACCGUGAGAUGACCGAGAAGAAAGAAAACUACAGCCACUUCCGGUUCUACUGGCAAGACAUCGUGGGCGGGGCCAACGCCACCUCCAUCCCAAUCAUUGAAUCAAUCCCUAAGUUCAACCUCACCAGUACCUUCGGUCUGACUAGGGUCAUCGACAAUGCUCUGACGGUGGGACCCAAUCGGACCUCGAAGCUGGUGGGGCGGGCUCAGGGUUUUUACGUCUCCACAUCUCAAACAGAGUACGAUUUUUUGAUGAUUCAGACUUUCGUGCUGUUCGAAGGAGUGUACAACGGGAGCAGCAUCACCUUCUUGGCGAGGAACCCAAUUAACGAGAAGGUGAGGGAGUUGCCGGUGGUAGGAGGCGUUGGGCGUUUCCGGUUUGCUAAGGGAUAUGCUCGUGUUAACACCAUCUCUUUUGAUUACCUAACGGGUGAUACAACCGUUGAGUACAACGUUUAUGUUUCCCAUUAUCAUCAUUAGAUACUUCUUUUUUGUUGGCUUUAAUUUACACACACAGUUAAUUGUGUUUCUCAUAAGUUUCCUGUUAAACAUCCAGCAUCCACUCACAUGUGUGAUGAUGCUUAGUUUUGCUUCCUUUACAUAUAUGUGGGGUUUGAGCCUGUGAAUUAAGCUGAACCCUGUUUCUUUGUGGUGUGUCACCAUUUGAAUAAUAAUUUAUAAAUAAGUUAAAUAAAUUAAACA